GGUCAGGGCGGGGAAGUCGCCGCCCGAAGAUGGCGGCCGCGGCGGGGCCACACGCCGGGGCUGCGGCGGAGGCGCGGUUCAUCAGCAGCGCCAAGGGAAAGGGCUUGUUCGCCACCAAAAACAUCCGCAAAGGGGAGACAGUGUUCGUGGAGAGGCCGGUGGUGUCAUCCCAGUUCCUCUGGAAUGCUCUGUACAACUACCGAGCCUGUGAUCACUGCCUGCGGGCCCUGGAGACGGCGGAGGAGAACGCCCAGCGCCUGCUGGGGAGGAGCUCGCUGGUGCUGCCUCACCCGGAGCAGUGCAGCAUCCGCAAGGACCUGCACCAGCAGUGUCCCCGCUGCCAGGUGACGUACUGCAGUGCAGAAUGCAGGCAGGCAGCUCUGGAGCAGUACCACCAGGUCCUGUGCCUCGGCCCGUCCCGGGACGACCCCACGCACCCCCUCAACAAGCUGCAGGAGGCAUGGAGAAACAUGCAUUACCCCCCAGAGACCUCCAGCAUCAUGCUGAUGGCCAGGAUGGUUGCCACCAUCAAACAGGCUAAAGACAAGGAGUGGUGGAUCAAGGCCUUCUCCCAGUUCUGCAGCAAGACAGCAAAUGAAGAAGAGGAGAUUGUGCACAAGCUGCUGGGGGACAAAUUUAAGGGCCAGCUGGAGCUGCUGCGCCUGCUCUUCACCGAAGCCCUUUAUGACGAGUAUCUCAGCAGGUGGUUCACUCCAGAAGGCUUUCGGUCCCUCUUUGCCCUCGUGGGGACCAAUGGCCAAGGCAUAGGAACCAGCUCCCUGAGCCAGUGGGUGCACGCGUGCGAUGCUCUGGACCUGCCCAUGCUGCAGCGGGAGGAGCUGGAUGCUUUCAUUGACCAGCUCUACAAGGACAUUGAGAAGGAGUCAGGAGAGUUCCUCAACUGCGAGGGAUCAGGGCUCUACGUGCUGCAGAGCUGCUGUAACCACAGCUGCAUCCCCAAUGCUGAGACAUCCUUCCCAGAAAACAACUUCCUCCUGCAUCUCACUGCUCUGGAGGACAUUGAAGCAGGAGAGGAAAUCUGCAUCAGUUACUUGGACUGCUGUCAGAGGGAGCGGAGCAGACACAGCCGCAACAAGAUACUCAGGGAGAACUACUUGUUUACCUGCUCGUGUCCCAAGUGCCUGGCACAAGCCGACGACGCCGACGUGACGUCGGACGAGGAGGAGGAGGGCGAGGGAGAGACGGACGAUGCGGAGCUGGAGGAUGAGAUGACUGAUGUGUGAUCCUGGCCCUGGGCAGGAGGAGAGGGAAGGGAUGGCUUGGCAAGGGAAGGGCCUGGAGGUUCCUCCAAGAGGCAGCAGCUUUACUACUAGAACAGGGUUGUGUUGUGGGGUCGGGUGGGUGCCGGAGGCAGGCCCUGCUCCCGCCUGUCCGUGUUGUCCCUGUGUGUGUGUGUGUGUGUGUGAGAGGCUGGCCCUGUCCUCCCUGUGAGGACAAGCUGGGAGCCAGUGGCCCUCCACCACAUCCCAGUUCCCUGCAGGGCUGGCUGGUGCUUGCAGGGGACACUGGAGGACAGUGGGACCCAGCCAGCCCCUGGGACAGCACUGUGAGCUCGCUGUGCUGUGUCUGUGCAGGAUGCCAGCCCUGGGACAGCACUGUGAGCUCGCUGUGCUGUGUCUGUGCAGGAUGCC
Messenger RNA from Catharus ustulatus (Swainson's thrush), 1652 nucleotides. It is a transcript of the gene SMYD5, whose product is annotated as SMYD family member 5. NCBI's taxonomy places the organism in Eukaryota, Metazoa, Chordata, Aves, Passeriformes, Turdidae. The record is from RefSeq and is a predicted model, not a curated record. The coding region runs from base 30 to 1244 and encodes 404 amino acids. The transcript has 13 exons. Gene Ontology annotation, molecular function: protein binding; histone H4K20 methyltransferase activity.